GUAACCAGUUAUUGCUACUCAUUCUUGCGAUUUUUCAUCUUUUUUAGGAAUUUUGUCGAAACAGGCGAAAUCGCCGGUGUUUUUGAAGCGAACAAUCAAGAACCACUGUUGCUGCGCUGGAACACUCCAGCCCGAUAUUAUGGAUGCCGUUUAUCGGAAACACUUGCCUCAGUAAAAGGAGGCCUCUCAUUCGAUUGCCCAAAAUUCUUUAUCGUAUAUGACGUGAAAACGAAUUUUGGCUCUGUGGCAAUGUUCACAGGGUCCAAUAUGGCCGAUCAACUUCGCGCAGCGGUCUGUUUGGAGCUGGUCCUUUGUCGAGGAAUGAUCCCAACACCAACUGAAUUGGACGAAGUUAUGGAGGGUCUGGAAAGUGCGGGUUGGUCAGUGAAUAAACAUCGGCUGGUAUUCGAUCAUUGGACUUAUUCAGAAAAAUGA
Gongylonema pulchrum is the source of this 435-nucleotide messenger RNA. Lineage: Eukaryota; Metazoa; Nematoda; Chromadorea; Rhabditida; Gongylonematidae. The record is from the annotation of a GenBank genome assembly.